UUUUAUCCAUAUUAUAUUCUGUAGAUAGGUUCAAAGCAACGGUAAAACGAUGUAUUAAUAUAAAAUAAUCACACAAUUAAUAUUCAAUUGUUAAAAUUAAUUAUCAUGUUUUUCACGUCUUAUAAACAUUUCCAAUGUUUCGUUUUACUGAACAUCAUCGCGUCACUAACAUAUGCCGCAGUCGCCCCGAUUAAAGUAGAUUGUUGGUGGACAGGAUGCCAGUUGAACACUUGGAAAGUGGUCGGAUGCGAUCAGUACAAUCGAACGCAGCAAAACAUCAAAUAUUGUGAUGGUGGUUCGGAGUAUUACUGUUGUACGUCUGACCGUGACAAGGUGACGCCGCCAGUCGAUAACUGUUGGUGGACAGGAUGCCAGUUGAACACUUGGAAAGUGGUCGGAUGCAAUCAGUAUAACCGAAUACAGAAAAACGUUAAAAAUUGUUAUGGCGGUUCGGAGUAUUACUGUUGUACGGCGGGCCAAGAGAACAUGAAGCAGCCUGCCAAUGAAUGUUGGUGGACAGGAUGCCAGUUGAACACUUGGAAAGUGGUCGGUUGCGAUCAAUACAACCGAACGCAGCAAAACAUCAAAAAUUGCAACGGUGGUUCGGAGUAUUACUGUUGUACGACAGGCCAUGAGAACGUGAACGAUAAAGUGAAUGAGAUUGUGACACAGCCUGCCAAUGAUUGUUGGUGGACAGGGUGCCAGCUGAGCACGUGGCCCGUGGUCGGAUGUGAUCAGUACAACCGAAUACAGAAAAACGUCAAAAAUUGUAACGGCGGUUCGGAGUAUUACUGUUGUACGGCGGGACAAGAGAACUUGAACAUGAACGUGAACGUCAACAAUAAAGUGAAUGAGAACGUGAUGCAGCCUGCUAAUGACUGUUGGUGGACAGGGUGCCAGCCCAACACGUGGUUAGUGGUUGGAUGCAGUCAAUACAACCGAACGCAGCAAAACAUCAAAAAUUGUGACGGUGGUUCGGAGUAUUACUGUUGUACGACAGGCCAAGAGAACUUGAACGUGAACGUGAACGAGAAAGUGAAUGAGAACGUGAUGCAGCCUGCUAAUGACUGUUGGUGGACAGGGUGCCAGCCCUACACGUGGUUAGUGGUUGGAUGUAGUCAAUACAACCGAACGCAGCAAAACAUCAAAAAUUGUGACGGUGGUUCGGAGUAUUACUGUUGUACGACGGGCCAAGAGAACUUGAACGUGAACGUGAACGAUAAAGUGAACGAGAACGUGAUGCAGCCUGCCAAUGACUGUUGGUGGACAGGGUGCCAGCCCAAUACGUGGUUAGUGGUUGGAUGCAGUCAAUACAACCGAACGCAGAAAAACGUUAAAGAUUGUUAUGGUGGUUCAGAGUAUUACUGUUGCACGACGGGCCAAGAGAACUUGAACGUGAACGUGAACGAGAAAGUGAAUGAGAACGUGAUGCAGCCUGCUAAUGACUGUUGGUGGACAGGGUGCCAGCCCAACACGUGGUUAGUGGUUGGAUGCAGUCAGUACAACCGAACGCAACAAAACAUCAAAAAUUGUGACGGUGGUUCGGAGUAUUACUGUUGUACGACGGGCCAAGAGAACUUGAACGUGAACGUGAACGAGAAAGUGAACGAGAUCGUAACACAGCCUGCCAAUGACUGUUGGUGGACAGGGUGCCAGCCCAAUACGUGGUUAGUGGUUGGAUGCAGCCAAUACAACCGAACGCAGAAAAACGUUAAAGAUUGUAAUGGAGGUUCAGAAUAUUACUGUUGCACGACGGGCCAAGAGAACUUGAACGUGAACGUGAACGAUAAAGUGAACGAGAACUUGAACGUGAACGUGAACGAUAAAGUGAACGAGAACGUGAUGCAGCCUGAAGAUGACUGUUGGUGGACAGAGUGUCAACUGAACAGCUGGGAGGUCAGGGUCUGUGACAGCUACAAUAGAACCGAAAGGGAGCGGACAGCGUGCGAGUUGGGAGGGCUUAAGUAUGAAUGUUGUGCUCGUCGUGAAAUUGAUAAUAUCGAUGUCCGUGGUGGCUUUUUUGAAGAUAACUGUUUAUGGUCGAGAUGUCAACCGAAGGAGAUGAGUGGUCGUGGUUGUCCGUCGAACACUGUUCAAAUGGGUUUGCACCCAUGUCCCAACGGUGAUCUGUUCCACUGCUGUUCGGAAAGCAUUUCCGUCGAUGUCAAUGGGUAGUUGCCUAUAAUAUAUUACUAUAAUAUUAUAAGUGUAGAACGUAUAUAGAGUUUAAUGCAUCGAAAAACGUAUAUAUGAAGUACGAAUUCACUUCAUUAGCUCAAAAUAUGCAAAAUUAUGUAAAAUUAACUUGAUAAAACUAAUUCAUAAUUAUUUGUAAAUGGUAUUAUUAUAGAUACCGAUCAAUAAAUAAUAUUCUUAUGCUGGAAUUUAUAUAAAAUCAAUUAUUUAAAUGGUGUUAAAAUUAUUUGCCUGAAUGGGCCGUAUAUUUACGAUGGGAUUGCGUUUGUCCUAAGUAACACAAAGAACAUUAAUAGUGUUAGACUUUUUCGAAUAUUAUUAUAACUAUUAAAAUGUAUUGUAAAUUUUAUUUUUAAAUUUUAGAUAUAGAAAGUAUUUAGUUAUAAA
Aphis gossypii (cotton aphid) is the source of this 2583-nucleotide messenger RNA. RefSeq lists its product as uncharacterized. The transcript has 2 exons. Lineage: Eukaryota; Metazoa; Arthropoda; Insecta; Hemiptera; Aphididae. The record is from RefSeq and is a predicted model, not a curated record. Bases 106 to 2175 code for a protein of 689 amino acids.